UUGACUAAAUUAGUGACCACUCAGUUGAUGAAAAUCGGCCAUGAAAAUCCAAAAAAAUUCUCAGAAAAUAUAUCUCAGAAUCAUCCAUUGACAUAAAGCCACGUACACAAAUCCCAAACCACAUCUGUUCCCUCUAAAUUAACCUUACAACUCAUCUUCUUCUUCAUCAUCAUCAUCUUCUUCCUUUCUGUUACGGAGUUAUCUUUCCUCUGUCAACUUUAUCAGAAUUAUCAUUAGAAGUGAACUGUGCAGGUUCUUGCUUCUUUUCUGAGCGUAUCAACAUGGCGACUUCAUCAGUAUGCAUAGCAGGAAAUGAUUUGUCCACCCAUAGAACACAGAAAGUUUUUAGGAAGGAGAUCUAUGGCAGAAAAAUUUUGUACUCCUCAAAUCUUCCAUCAUCUAGGAAAACAUCAAGAGUAGUUGUAAAAGCAUCCCUUCAGCAAGGGCCACAUGAAGGAAGAAGAGGCUUUCUUAAAUUAUUGCUUGGAAAUGUUGGGCUUGGAGUGCCUGCUUUGUUAGGUAAUGGGAAAGCCUAUGCUGAUGAGCAAGGUGUUUCUAACUCAAGGAUGUCUUAUUCUAGAUUUUUGGAGUAUCUGGACAAGGACAGGGUGCAAAAAGUAGAUCUGUUUGAAAAUGGAACCAUAGCUAUUGUAGAAGCUGUAUCUCCAGAAUUGGGGAACCGAGUGCAAAGAGUUAGGGUACAACUACCUGGACUCAGCCAGGAACUCCUUCAAAAGUUCCGGGAAAAGAACAUUGAUUUCGCUGCUCACAAUGCUCAAGAGGACUCAGGUUCUCUCAUAUUCAACUUGAUUGGAAAUCUGGCUUUCCCACUUAUUUUGAUUGGUGGUCUUUUCCUGCUAUCAAGGCGGUCUAACGGAGGAAUGGGAGGUCCUGGUGGGCCUGGAAACCCACUAGCAUUUGGUCAAUCAAAGGCUAAGUUCCAAAUGGAGCCAAACACUGGUGUGACAUUUGAUGAUGUUGCUGGUGUAGAUGAAGCAAAACAAGAUUUUAUGGAGGUCGUAGAAUUUUUGAAGAAACCUGAGAGAUUUACUGCAGUAGGGGCUCGUAUUCCAAAAGGUGUUCUUCUUGUUGGUCCUCCUGGUACUGGGAAAACCUUGCUAGCAAAGGCAAUUGCUGGUGAAGCGGGUGUUCCAUUUUUCUCAAUUUCAGGUUCAGAAUUCGUUGAGAUGUUUGUUGGUGUUGGAGCCUCUCGAGUCCGUGAUCUUUUCAAGAAGGCCAAGGAAAAUGCUCCUUGCAUUGUAUUUGUUGAUGAAAUUGAUGCUGUUGGGCGGCAAAGAGGGACUGGAAUUGGAGGAGGAAAUGAUGAAAGGGAACAGACCCUGAACCAACUAUUGACUGAAAUGGAUGGUUUCGAAGGAAAUACUGGUAUAAUAGUUGUUGCGGCAACCAAUCGUGCAGAUAUUCUUGACUCUGCUUUGCUGAGGCCAGGACGAUUUGAUAGACAAGUAUCCGUGGAUGUCCCAGACAUCAAGGGAAGAACAGAGAUCUUAAAGGUUCAUGCCGGCAACAAGAAGUUUGAUUCAGAUGUGUCUCUUGAAGUUAUUGCCAUGAGGACACCGGGUUUCAGUGGAGCAGAUCUUGCUAACCUCUUAAAUGAAGCAGCCAUUCUUGCAGGUCGACGUGGUAAGACAGCAAUCGCAUCCAAAGAGAUUGAUGAUUCAAUUGAUAGGAUAGUGGCUGGUAUGGAAGGAACAGUCAUGACUGAUGGCAAGAGCAAGAGUCUGGUGGCAUAUCACGAAGUUGGACAUGCCAUCUGUGGAACUCUCACUCCAGGGCAUGAUGCUGUACAAAAGGUCACUCUAAUCCCACGUGGUCAGGCAAAAGGUUUGACCUGGUUCAUUCCUGCAGAUGACCCAACCUUAAUAUCCAAGCAACAACUCUUUGCUAGAAUUGUUGGUGGACUUGGUGGAAGAGCUGCAGAAGAAGUGAUCUUUGGUGAACCUGAAGUGACCACUGGUGCUGCUGGUGAUUUGCAGCAGAUCACUGGUUUGGCAAAACAGAUGGUUGUCACUUUUGGUAUGUCUGAACUUGGCCCGUGGUCCCUCAUGGAUUCUUCAGCCCAAAGUGGUGAUGUAAUCAUGAGAAUGAUGGCCAGGAACUCGAUGUCAGAAAAGCUAGCUGAAGACAUUGAUGUUGCUGUGAAGAAGCUUUCAGACAGUGCAUAUGAGAUUGCAUUGAGCCAAAUCCGCAGCAACCGUGAAGCAAUUGAUAAGAUUGUGGAAGUCCUCCUUGAAAAGGAGACGAUGACUGGAGAUGAAUUCCGUGCUAUUCUCUCAGAAUUUGUUGAAAUUCCUGCUGAAAACCGCGUCCCUGCUGCUGUUCCUACCCCAGCAGCUGUAUAAUAGCUUGAACAUAUACUGCAACUUGUACAAUUCACAUACACUUAUCCCCCUAAUUUGAUCUAGAGUAUAAACAAUAUAUAGACUAUAAGAAAGUUAAAAAACACUUUUGUGCAUUUGUGUAUGAAGCAAAUUUUCACAUUUGAUAUAGAACUAGUCUUUUCUUCACUGUAA
This is a messenger RNA of Solanum lycopersicum (tomato), 2534 nucleotides long. RefSeq names its product ATP-dependent zinc metalloprotease FTSH 2, chloroplastic. Gene Ontology annotation, biological process: proteolysis. Gene Ontology annotation, cellular component: membrane. Lineage: Eukaryota; Viridiplantae; Streptophyta; Magnoliopsida; Solanales; Solanaceae. The record is from RefSeq and is a predicted model, not a curated record. Gene Ontology annotation, molecular function: ATP binding; ATP hydrolysis activity; ATP-dependent peptidase activity.